AUGCAACACCCGCCCGACUGGCCCCCGGCGCCGGCUGCCCUGCGGCCCUCGGCCUUCCCACACCCCGUGCUGCAUGUGCUACACGGCACGGCCCGCGUGCUGCUUUUCCCGGCCUACUGGGCCCUGGACCACCUGCUGGGCUGUUGUGCACCCACCGCGCGCCCGAGCAGCCUGGAGUGGCUGAGAGCGGCGCUGGGCGGCGGGGCGGCGCUGCUGCUGCUGGUGGUGGUCGGUCUGCCCCUGGCGCUGCCCGGCCUGCUGCUCUGGCUGCCGCUGCAGUCCUGGCGCCGCCCCUUCUGCUACCAGCCCCCUCCGCCCUGCUGGGCGCCGCCCGCGCCCUGGCGCGCGCCUGCUGAGUCCCUGCGCUCCUUCGUCUUUCUCACAGCCAAUCUGUGCCUGUUCCCCGACGGGCUAGCGCGCUUCAGCAACCUGUCUCACAGCCAGCAGCGGGCCCAGGCCAUUGGCACCGCGCUGCUAGCCGGCCUGCGGCCCUCGCCCUACAGGGCUACGGGCUGCAGCCAGCCCUGCAGCCAGCCGUGGCCCAGAGCGCCGCGAGGGGUGCUGAUGGCCGCGGUGCCCGCGGAUCUCGACUUCGUGUGCCUGCAGGAGGUGUUCGAUCUGCGGGCGGCUCGUCGCUUGGUGCGCCGCCUUGCACCCAAUCUGGGUCCGGUGCUGUACGACGUGGGCACGCUUGGUCUACAGCCCGGGCCGUACCUCAAGCUUCUGGGCAGCGGGCUGCUGCUGGCCUCGCGCUACCCGCUGCUGCGCGCCUCCUUCCGCUGCUUCCCCAACGCGCGCCGUGAGGAAGCACUGGCUUCCAAGGGACUACUGUCCGCACUGGCGCAGCUGGGCAACCUGGACGGGCGCCGCAUCGUGGGAUUCCUGCACUGCACGCACUUGCACGCACCGAGUGAAGACGGGCCCUUGCGCUGCAGUCAGCUGACGCUGCUGCUGGACUGGGCCGAGCAGUUUGAGGCCGAGAGCCGCCACACCGGCGAGGCGGUGGCCUUCAGCGUGCUGCUGGGCGACUUCAAUUUCGACAACUGCUCGCUUGGCGACGCGCUGGAGCAGGAACACACGUUCUUCAGCCGCUUCCGGGACCCCUGCCGGCUGGGCGCGCGCCAGGAGCAGCCCUGGGCCCUGGGAACGAUACUGAACACCUCCACGCUUCACCAGUCGGUGGCCAGGUCGCCCGAGAUGCUGCAGAGGGCCCUGGAGAAGGAGAAAGGGCGCCGCCUCUACCUGGCAGGUCCGCCCAGGGGCGGCCUCUGGGCUAAGCCCUGGCGGGGCCGGCGCCUGGACUACGUCACGUACCGGGGGGUGCCCGAGGGCCCGCUGAGCCCGGAGGUGGAACAGGUGACGUUCAGCACCGCCCUGGCGGGGCUCACAGACCACCUGGCCGUGGGCCUUCAGCUCCGGGUGUCGGUGCUCCCGUCACCGAGGCGCGCAGACGACAGGGCGCAGCCGGCGCAAACAGACCCGGGCGGCCUCAGGGCUCUUUAUUGA
Molecule: messenger RNA, 1506 nt
Organism: Cynocephalus volans (Philippine flying lemur)
Lineage: Eukaryota; Metazoa; Chordata; Mammalia; Dermoptera; Cynocephalidae
Product: sphingomyelin phosphodiesterase 5-like
Exons: 7
Coding region: 1-1506 (501 amino acids)
Biological process (GO): sphingomyelin metabolic process
Cellular component (GO): cytoplasm
Molecular function (GO): sphingomyelin phosphodiesterase activity
Source: RefSeq, a predicted model, not a curated record